AUGGCUAUCACAGACUGGCUUGUCGUGCCCAAUCUUUGGCUGCUGGCCAAAUCCCUUUUCAUCGGAUUUAUACCUUUGUAUUUUGUCACGAUUAUAUUCAAUUCUUUGUAUAAUGUGUUCCUGCAUCCUCUCAGAAAAUAUCCCGGCCCGGUUUUAAGAGCGGCUUUUGAACUGCCGGAUCUUCUCUCUAUAGUCAGAGGUACUGCAUAUAAGGACACCAAAGCAUUACACGAUAGAUACGGCUCGGUAGUCAGACUGGCACCAAAUACGCUAUCGUACAAGUCUUCUCAAGCUUGGAAAGACAUCUAUGGACUCAAACCUGAUCGGUCAGAGCUCGACAAGCACCCGCGUUAUUACAAGCGAUCAUCUCGAAACCUCCUCGUCGUUGACCAAGCUGACCAUACUCGCAUGCGUAAGCUGAUUGCUCAUGCCUUUUCUGAUACGGCCCUUCUGGAGCAAAGCCCAAUAUUGACCAAGUACUUUGAUCUGCUGGUACAAAGACUAAAACAACAGAUUGAUGGUUCUGAAAAGGGUCGAGUGAAUAUAGCUGGGUGGUUCAACUUUACUACUUUCGACAUCAUUGGUGAUAUGACUCUAGGUGAACCAUUUGGAGCCCUGGAACUAGGCGACUAUACUCCAUGGAUGGGCAAUGUCUUCUCAGCAAUUAGAUUCCUCGGAGUCAUUCGGUUCGCCGAAACAUAUCUCAUCGUUGGGCUGCUGUUUCUUUUACUACAAAAGUUGAUACCUUCAUUUGCCGCCAAAAGAGCCGCUCAUCUAGCGUACACCAAAAAGAUGAUCGACGCUCGUCUCGCUCGGGAAACCGAUAGGAGCGACUUUAUGACCCAGAUCCUUCGCCACAACGACGACCGUGGCAUGUCCUAUCAAGAAUUACUCGGUACCUGUAGAGUAUUCCUGGUUGCCGGCUCCGAGACCACAGCAACCUUGCUUUCCGGAGCGAUCUUCUACUUAUUACAAAACCCCAGCUGCAUGGAUAAAUUGAAGCAUGAAGUCAGAGAAGCCUUCCCUAAUGAAGACGAUAUCACGAUGCGUUCUGUCACUUCUUUCGGCAAACUUCCAUAUAUGGAAGCAGUUUUGCAAGAAUCAUUUCGCUGUUAUCCGCCGGUUCCGUCUACUCUUCCACGGAUUACAGGUUCCAACGGGGCACUCGUAGAGGGGAAAUAUGUUCCACCCGGGAUCUCCGUUGGGGUACACCAAUGGUCGGCAUACCGUAGCAGCAGCAACUUUGCUUCUCCAGACACGUUCGACCCGGAUCGAUGGCUGCCCAAUGCACCAGCAAAGUACCAAGAGGACGAUAAGGCGGUGCUCCAACCAUUCACACUUGGGCCUCGGCAAUGUAUAGGCAAAGGACUAGCAUAUUUUGAGCUUCGGUCUAUCCUCGCCCGUAUGAUGUGGCAUUUUGAGAUAGAGUUGGAUGCAGAAAGCAAAGACUGGCUGGACGAUCCAAAGGAGUUUGCUCUUUGGCACAAGCCACCGUUGUGGGUUAAGUUGAAGCAUCGCACUGAUUGA
This is a messenger RNA of Talaromyces marneffei, 1527 nucleotides long. RefSeq lists its product as uncharacterized. Bases 1 to 1527 code for a protein of 508 amino acids. The transcript has 10 exons. NCBI's taxonomy places the organism in Eukaryota, Fungi, Ascomycota, Eurotiomycetes, Eurotiales, Trichocomaceae. Gene Ontology annotation, molecular function: iron ion binding; oxidoreductase activity, acting on paired donors, with incorporation or reduction of molecular oxygen; monooxygenase activity. The record is from RefSeq and is a predicted model, not a curated record.